AUGGAUUAUAGAACUCGUUUACAAGCUUCAAUUGACUGCAUCAGACAUUGUGUACGGCAAGGUCAUGCACUUCGAGGGCAUGAUGAAUCAGAACCAUCCAAGAAUAGGGGGAAUUUUAUUGAACUUCUGAAAUUUCAUGCUCGUGGUAGGCAGGAUGUGGAACGUGUUGUGUUGAAAAAUGCUCCAAAGAACUUACAAAUGACUUCUCCAGACAUACAGAAGGAUAUUGUCCAUGCAAUUGCAUCUGAAAUCACCAAGGGAAUCAUAUGUGACAUUGGAGAUGAUGUCUUUUCCAUUUUGGUGGAUGAAGCUCGGGAUACAUCAAUCAAAGAGCAAAUGGCUAUCGUUUUACGCUAUGUGAAUGAAGAAGGAUAUGUGAUGGAGAGAUUUCUUGGGAUUGCUCAUGUUGCAGAUACUAAAGCCUUGACACUUAAAAUGGAAAUUGAAUCCAUGCUUGUGACAAAUGGGUUGAGUUUGUCAAAAAUAAGGGGACAAGGUUAUGAUGGGGCUAGCAAUAUGAGUGGGAAAAUUAAUGGACUCAAGACUUUGAUUUUGGCAGAAAAUUCAUCUGCAUAUUAUGUUCAUUGUUUUGCUCAUCAGCUUCAGUUAACACUUGUUGCAGUUGCUAGACAUCAUGGCGAUGUGGGUGGCUUCUUCAAGGCUGUGAGUGAUCUAAUUAAUUUGGUUGGAGGAUCUUCUAAACGAAUGGAUAAAAUUCGAGAAUGUCAAGCUGCUAAAGUUGUUGAGGCUUUAUGUCGUGGUGAACUUGAGACUGGACGGGGGUUGAAUCAGGAACUUGGCCUCAAAAGGCAUUGUGAUACUCGUUGGGGAUCACAUUUUGACACACUUCUUAACUUGACUCGAAUAUAUUCUUCUCUUAUUGAGUGUUUGGAUAUCAUUAUAUGGGAGGGAAAUUCUGAUGCAAAAGCUGAUGCAUCUUGCUUGUUGAGGUUAGUCCAAAACUUUGAUUUUGUAUUCAUCUUGAAAAUGAUGAUUGGAGUGCUCUCAAUUACCAGUGAGUUGUCUUCAACUUUGCAAAGGAAAGAUCAGGAUAUAGUGAAUGCUAUGCAUCUUGUUCGUGGAGCAAAGUUUAGAUUGCAGGAGAUGAGGGAUAAAGGAUGGGAUUCUCUUCUUGAUAGUGUUUUUUCAUUCUGCAAUAAGGAAUCUCUUCCCAUUGUCAACAUGGAUGAUCUAUACUUUCCUCUUGGAAGACUAAGGAGAAAAUCUGAAGAAAUCACCAAUCUGCAUCAUUACAAGGUUGAGCUAUUUUAUACAAUUGUGGAUAUGCAACUACAAGAGCUGAAUAGUCGCUUUGAUGAGAUUAACACUGAAUUGCUAUGUUGUGUGGCAUGCUUAAAUCCAGAUGAUUCAUUUGCUGACUUUGACAAGGAAAAGUUGUUGAAGCUUGCUACCUUUUAUCCUAAUGAGUUCUCCAAAGAUGAUAUCUCACAUCUUGAUCUUCAUCAACUAGAUGCUUAUAUAUUUGAUAUGAAGACUGUGGAAAGGUUUGCAGGAUUAAAGGGAAUUGCUGAGCUUUCUAGGGAAAUGGUUGUGUCAAAAAAACAUCGAGUGUUCCCACUGGUGUAUAGACUUCUGAAGUUGGCAUUGUUUCUACCUGUUGCCACUGCAAGUGUUGAAAGAGCAUUUUCUGCAAUGAACUUCGUGAAGAACACGCUUCGGAAUCGAAUGAGUGAUGAAAUCAUGAAUGAUUUUUUAGUUGGCUACAUUGAGAGCGACAUCCUCGAUAGUUUAGAUGAUGAAUGUAUUUUACAUACUUUUCAGAAUAUGAAAGCACGUCGUGGGUCUUUGUAA
Messenger RNA from Linum tenue, 1812 nucleotides. Lineage: Eukaryota; Viridiplantae; Streptophyta; Magnoliopsida; Malpighiales; Linaceae. The record is from the annotation of a GenBank genome assembly.